AUGGCGUCGCCCGGCAGUGAUUCUCUCCGAUCUGACAUACCCUCGAUACGACCUGCACCCACACCGGUGCAAUUCCCGCCGCAGCUCUCCCCAACCCGAAUCGCUGCCAACGCCAACGCUGGUGUCAGCGCGACAGCCCCACCUCCCCCAUCCGCAUCAUCCGUCGGGACGGCGCUUCUUCGCGAUUAUGCCCUUCAUAUAGAACCCUCCCAGACGCACGAGAUUCCGUCGCAUGACCACGCCCCACGAGCGCCUAGCAACGGUGUGUUACCACUGCAGAAGAACGGGCUCAACCAGGAGGAUACUGCCGGCCGGCCACUGCCCUCUUCGAGCUUCCACCGGUUCCGCCAGAAGUCCUUCUCUGGAAACCGAUCUCUCUCAACGGACUGUAUUCCGCGUCAAACCAUCAUGAAGGCCUUAGCCUCGCGGUCAAGCUUGGCCAAUAGUAAUCCGAACCCUGCCUUCACAAACCCUUUUACAGGCAUGUUCGCCAACAGCACGCACGAAGCCGCUUCGUCGCCGCCGGAUGACAAGGAGCGCCGGUGUAGCAAUGCCUCGUCCCAAAAGCUGUCAAGUGCGCUUUCCAACUUGCAAUUAGGUGGAUAUCUGGAGCGGUCUCCCUCAACGGCGCGGUUGAUGCUCCAGUCACCAUGCUAUUUCCACCAACGCUUCGACGACGCCGUCAACAUAAAGAAAGUUCUAGAAGAGAUUGCAGAUGACGAGUGGCUAUCACAUUCAAGGCUGGUUCAAACCGCGACAGGGGUCCGGGAGGUUUCGAAACAAUUGCAAAGACGGCCGAUCAAACGCGCGGUGCGCAAUAUCAUGAUCGUCACCAAGGCACGCGACAAUACCCUGGUCCAUUUGACACGCGAAGUAGCCGAGUGGCUGCUGUCGACACCGCGAUAUGGAAGCAAUCUGGGGGUCAAUGUAUACGUCGAUGCGAAGCUGCGGAAUUCCAAGCGGUUCGACGCUGUAGGCCUCUUCCAGAAGGAACCGCGGUUCGCACAAAUGCUCCAUUUCUGGACUCCGGAUCUCUGCUGGACGUCACCGGAGAGAUUCGAUUUGGUAUUGACGCUGGGCGGUGACGGUACGGUCCUCUUCACUUCCUGGCUCUUCCAGCGUGUGGUACCCCCGGUGCUCUGCUUCUCGCUCGGGAGCCUGGGCUUCUUGACGAAUUUCGAGUUUAAAGAAUAUCAAUCCCAUCUCAAUGGCGUCAUGGGCGAGAUCGGCAUGCGCGUCAAUCUACGAAUGCGUUUCACAUGUACAGUGUUCCGGCAAGACCGGAGCAAAGGGGCGGAGGCUGGCGCGGUGGAGGAAGGAGAGCAGUUUGAAGUUCUGAACGAGGUGGUCAUUGACAGGGGCCCUUCUCCCUACGUGUCCAACCUGGAGUUAUACGCCGAUAAUGAGUUGUUAACUGUUGUCCAAGCGGACGGUUGCAUCUUCUCCACGCCCACUGGCUCGACCGCAUAUUCUUUGUCCGCUGGCGGCUCUCUCAUGCACCCGUCGAUUCCGGGCAUCCUCCUCACUCCGAUUUGUCCCCACACUCUCUCUUUCCGCCCCAUGGUCCUCUCAGAUUCUCAUCUCCUCCGCAUCGCUGUCCCCAAUACCUCACGAUCCACCGCCUACUGCUCCUUCGAUGGCAAAGGACGCGUCGAGCUUCGACAGGGCGACUACGUCACUGUUGAGGCUAGCCAGUAUCCCUUCCCCACCGUCGUCUCUGAUAGCGGCGAAUGGUUCACCAGCGUUCAACGUGCCCUGCGCUGGAAUACCCGCGGUGCUAUCCAGAAGAGCUGGGACAGCGGAGAUGCUGACGGCGGUCUGAACGGUGACGCCGAAGAUGAUUGGGACAUCGAUACCGACGCCGGGCUCACCGGAACAGACAGUGGUCUUGGUCCAAGUGAGGACGGCGACUCCAUGUCACCGAACCCGAUGCGGCGACAAAUGAGCCUGCUGAGCAUGUAG
This is a messenger RNA of Penicillium canariense, 1962 nucleotides long. Its product is annotated as putative NAD+ kinase Utr1. Gene Ontology annotation, molecular function: NAD+ kinase activity. The transcript has a single exon. Bases 1 to 1962 code for a protein of 653 amino acids. Lineage: Eukaryota; Fungi; Ascomycota; Eurotiomycetes; Eurotiales; Aspergillaceae. The record is from RefSeq and is a predicted model, not a curated record. Gene Ontology annotation, biological process: NAD+ metabolic process; NADP+ biosynthetic process.